This is a messenger RNA of Rotaria sp. Silwood2, 2082 nucleotides long. Lineage: Eukaryota; Metazoa; Rotifera; Eurotatoria; Philodinida; Philodinidae. The record is from the annotation of a GenBank genome assembly.
AUGUCAAACAGCAUACAACACGAAACAGCUGUUUCACCAUCUGUAAAUCAUCAUGAUGUUAAACAAUGGCAACAUUGUUCAUUAUUUAAUUUGGAUUUAUUUAAUGAUGAUAAUCAUCAUUUAAAUUUAACUAAAGAUAUAAUUAAUAAUAAAAAUAUUGUUGGUUGUUGUUGUUCAUCAUCAACACCAAAUGUUGAUGAUUCAUGUAUUAAAAAAGAUUUAAAUCAUUCAUGUUCAUUUGUUGUUAUACAAAAAAAUUAUACAACACAACUUGAACAUGUUGCUGAAACUUUAUUAGCUGAUGAAAAUAAAACAUCAAAUAAUUGUUAUUAUUGUUCAAAUCUUGAUACAAAUGACACAAAAACUCAAUCAUUUAAUAGAAAAAUUCUUCUUGGUUCAACAGUUAUACUUGAUAGUUUACUACGAAAUAAUCUUAAAACAACAUCAACAAUUACAUAUUCAAAUAAUAAUCCAACAACGAAUGUUAAUUCAACAGGUAAUCAACGACGAUGGCAUUCAGAACGUGGUAGUCGUCAUCCAAACGUUCGUGCUAAUUUACCAUUAACAUCCGCUCAACGACAAGUUCUCGAACGUUAUAUGAAUUAUCCAUUAAUUAAACCACCAACAAUGAUUCAUUCUACACGUCGCUCACAUCAUCAACCAUUAGCGGGUAAAGCAGGUGAAGCUACUGGUACAGCUCUCUCAGCUCUUGCUGAACAACCAACAACUACAUCAUCUAAUAUUGUACAUCUUCGAAAAAAUAGUGCACCAUCAAAUCAUACUCGUCCAUUAUCAUCAACAUCGUCAUCAUCAUCAUCAGCUAUGUCUCAUCAUAGUACAUUAAAUAGACGAUUUUUAGCAGAUACAAUUAAAUCUCAAGAAAAUUCUGACGAUGAAAAUGAUGAUGAUGGUCAUGAUGACGAUGAUGAUAAUAAAUCUAUAUCAUCUGAACUUGAUCAUACAAUUGAUGAAGAAAAUAGUGAUAUUAAUCUCACAAGUAUCCUACCGAAUCAUCAUAUAACUUUAUGUGAAACAUUAUCUGAAUGUGCUAUAUGUUGCGAAAUGAAACGUCUUCAAAAUCGAUCUUGUUGUAAUUUUUAUGCAUGUUCAACAUGUUUAAAUAUUUAUGUUGAACAACAAAUCAAACAAGGUAUUGUUCGUAUACAAUGUCCAAAUCGACAAUGUAAAAUUUAUAUGCAUCGGGAUGAAAUUAAUAAACGAUGUAUAUCACCAGAAUUACGACAAAAAUUUACACGAUACUUGGUUGAUGCAAAUCGUUCAAAUAAUGUUAAAACAUGUCCACGAUGUUCUAAUAUUCAUGAAAUAGAUCCGGAAGUUUUUCGUACAAUGCGUCGUGCGCCAACUAAAGUUCAAUGUGUUGAAUGUAAUUUAAUUUGGUGUUUUCAAUGUCAUUCACCAUGGCAUGAUGGUAUACAAUGUAAGGAAUUUCGUCGUGGUGAUCGAAUGUUAAAAAAAUGGGCAAGAGAAGUUCAUUAUGGACAACAUAAUGCACAACAGUGUCCAUCUUGCAAAGUAUAUAUUCAACGAACUAAAGGUUGUGAUCAUAUAGUUUGUCUUCGUUGUAAAACAGAAUUUUGUUAUAAAUGUGGUGGUCGUUUUCGAGAUAUUAAAUUUAUUGGUGAUCAUUAUAGUGAACUAAGUGUACUCGGUUGCAAAUAUCGUUUUUAUCCAGAUCAUCCAUUUAAACGUCGACUUAUACGAGGUUCAAUUCUAUGUGGAAAAAUUUUAGCAGCACCUCUUGUUUUAUGCUUGGCUGUUGUUGCUGGUGCAGUUUGUGCCGGAAUUGGACUUCCAGCUUAUUGCUGUUUUAUGCUUGUGAGACAUAUUAAAGCUAAACGACGGCGACCUCAUUCAAAACUAAAAGAACCUGUUUUAAUGAGUUAUAAGACACUCAAUGAUAUGGUACCACAAUUAAUACCACGUGAUCCAGUGAAUAGUGAUGGUAUUAAACCAGGGUUUAAUUCAAUUCGAUCGAAUAUUCAAAUAAAUGAAACAAUUAAUGUAGAAAUUGAUCCAAUUAGUAAUGCUCCAAUUGCUGUUUUUGAUGGUAUGAAAUACUAA